Messenger RNA from Penicillium olsonii, 894 nucleotides. NCBI's taxonomy places the organism in Eukaryota, Fungi, Ascomycota, Eurotiomycetes, Eurotiales, Aspergillaceae. The record is from the annotation of a GenBank genome assembly.
AUGCCACAACUUUUCCCAGCCAAUCCCUCUGCGACCAUGGUCAUUCGCCAUGUGACGCCAGAUAUUGUAACCAUGAGUUUGCCAUUCGCGCGAUUUGGACACCUCCAAUUCGGCGGGCGGGGCACACUGGGUAAGGAACCCUUACAGCUCCCCAAAGCAGCGCACUGCACCCCGAGAAGGAAUCGGUCGAUGUGCACUUAUGCCAAACCCAUCAAACUCUCCACCGGCUCCCUCGCAGUAUUCUCGCCCGUCAGUCUGACCCCCGAAGUACGCGAAACCGUUGAAUCUCUCGGUGGAAACGUGAAGUACAUCGCCGCCCCCGACCUCGAACACCACCUGCAAAUCACCCCAUGGAAGCAAGCAUACCCACAAGCGGAGAUCCUGGCCCCCGAAGGCCUCUUCGAGAAGCGGCAGUCAAAUCCCCAAUUCCAAGACAGUCCCUUCGAGCACAUUUUCAAGAAGAGCGAUCAGCUACCCCGGACGAUCUCGAGGGAGUUUGACGCCGAGUUCGACACGGAGUAUGUUCAUGGUCAUGGUUCACGCGAGCUUGUCUUCUUGCACAAGCCGUCCCGCACACUUAUCGAGGCCGAUAUGCUCUUCAACUUACCUGCCACCGAGCAAUAUUCCAAAACACCGGAGGGGCCGAAGCUUAACUUUUUCACAAGGCUGUUGCUGCCUUUGAUGUCGACUCAACCCCCUGCUACCUGGCACAGGCGAUUCGCGUGGUAUAUCCUCUCGUCGAAUGAUCGCACGGCGUUCAACGAGUCAAUCAAUAACAUUGAUCGAUGGGACUUCGAUCGUUUGAUCCCGUGCCAUGGGGAUACCAUCGAGACCGGCGCCAAGGGAAUCUUCCGCGAUGUCAUGGCAUGGCACCUUGCAAAGAAAGAUAACUAG